This is a messenger RNA of Dermatophagoides pteronyssinus (European house dust mite), 444 nucleotides long. Its product is annotated as glutamate receptor ionotropic, NMDA 2C-like. NCBI's taxonomy places the organism in Eukaryota, Metazoa, Arthropoda, Arachnida, Sarcoptiformes, Pyroglyphidae. Gene Ontology annotation, cellular component: membrane. Gene Ontology annotation, molecular function: ligand-gated monoatomic ion channel activity. The record is from RefSeq and is a predicted model, not a curated record.
GGUCCCGAUCAUACAUUUAUUAGCGAUUCAUUUGGGAAAUCUGAUGAUCCAUUAAUGAAAACAAUGUGGAAAUGUUUACAAUUAGUGGACAAAAUUGAAAAUUAUCUACCAAUACCAAUGGCAAUGAAAAAUCGUAAAAAUAAUCAUAAACAAUUAGCAAUGAUUAGUUCGGUAUCAAGAUUAAUUUAUGCACAAAUUGUACUUGGAACACGUUCAUUAUAUUUACCACCAUUAGAUAGAGAUGCAUCAUAUUUUUAUCAAUUAAUGAUAGCAUUACCGAUUAGUCAAACAUUACGACCAUAUCGUCAUGAAUUUCGUAUGAUGUAAAUUAAUCAUUUGGAAAAUGUUUUCCUUAUUUAUAUUGCCGGCAUUAGUAUCGGUUUAUUUAGUGUUAUCAUUGAAAUAUUUAUCCAUAAACGACAACAAUCCAAUUCCGUUCAGUAA